CUAUCAUCACGCAUGCGUCAUCACAUCGUCGUGAGAGCCGGAUAGAAAGCGUCGAAAAUGGCGGAAUCUUUGAGACGUUUGGUGAAUAUCGGUACAUUUACCGUGCUUCAAGAAAAGUUAGAAAGAUGGCUGCAAAACUAUUAUAUCAACACAUGUGAUCAGAAUGUGGCCAGGUGUUGUGAGAUCAUCGAACUCAACGCCAAGGUCCAGGGGCAGCUCUUCAAACUCCUCAGUGUCACUGCCGAGGCUGGUGGUAUGUACGGUGGGUCAGCCAUCAUUAAGUCCCGCCUCCUUCCCUUCCUCGGAGGUAACUUCUUCACCACUGGAGGAGCUAUGACUGCCGAUGCCAGUCUGUCUGUCCUCGCCGAGGCUGCUGGCAAAAAUAGGGAGCUGGACGAGCUCCAGGAUAUGUACGAGAAAUCAUUACAGGACUUGGAAGGAGAUCUAGAUGAUAAGAAGGCGGAGCUACAGGAUGUCAAGGAUGAGUUACAGGAUGCUAAAGAGGAGCUCAACCGAACUCUGCGUACAUCAACAAGUGAUAAAAUGUUAACAGAGGUCGAAACUAGAGAGCUAAGGCGGAAACUCGCAAUAGCUGAGGAUGAGGUGCGCACAUUAAGAUCCAAAGCAGGAUUGCUAACUGAUUACGAAACCCAAGUGCGCCGCUUGCGUGAUGAUAUCGCAUUGCUUACCUCUAGGAGAGAUUCUCUGUACCGCUCUUCCUCCUCCAUGUCAUUGCCCCUAAAGGAUGACUCUUAUGUGUCAUCUCAUUCGCAAUUAAAAGAUGACCCACCUAAAAAGAGAGAUUCUUUUAAAGACAAUAAGUCGGGGCUGGCCGACUCCCAGGACGAAAUUGUCAAGUUACGAGCUAGAUCUGGUCUUGUUGAUGAUUAUCAGCGGGAGUUAAGGAAUCUUAGGGACGAGCUCUCUAUUGUCAGUUCCAAAAAGAGCUAUCUUGAUAGCGACAUUUAUGGAUCUCUGUCCUCCUACCGUUACACCCCCCGUAUCGGGUCACCCUGCUCUCCUGACGACCCCGUCCUGAGAGUGCGUCAGCAGAACUUGGUCUCGCGCUGGAAUGACAUGUACAACCAGGACCGACUCGAUGCCAUGGACACUCUGCGCCGGUUCUCUGAUGACCAUGAGAACAACCAGCGCAUCAUCUUCCUUGCUGUACAGGAAUCACACAGUGUAGCCAAGCUGGCAUUCCGUCAGUUCAAGAUGAAGGUGCGUGCUAACCUGGCAGCCACACACAUUGGACCAGAGACACUGGAGGAGGCUGUACAGGACUACAUUAACAGGAACACUGACCUCUACGACCUCCCAGGAAUGGUGUCGGACGUGAUCCGAGGACUGAACCGUAGCCCCAAGAUCUUCCUGCCACCCGACUGUAGCUUCGCCAUCGUUCAGCCAUUUAUCAGGGAAAGCUGCAAGCUGGCCUGGCAGAUGAAUGCCCUAGCUAUCCCGAUGGACAUUGCUGUAGCUACGGAUGCUGAGUUGUUUGACAACAACAAAUACCGAAGGACUUAUGACUCUGAGUAUACAGCACCUCUUGUGAACCAUCAUGUGUGGGCGGCCCUCAUGCAGGGAGCCAAGGUGGUGAUGAAGGGUGAGGCCACCACUCGCCGUGGCGCCUCUCUGGGCAUGUCCAGGAGGAGUAGGAGCCCCACUCGGUCCCGUUCCAUCAGCCCAAGCCCACGCCCUCGCUCUCGCUCCCGAUCUCUGAGCCCCACACGUCGCAGUCGCUCACCCAGCCCACGCCGAAGCACAUACAGCUCAGGUCUGUGGUAACGACAGCCACCUGUCAGCCAGUCUUGUCUCCAGGCUCCAACCUACAUAUUCUACCUUAUCAUCUAAAGACUGUCUGUCUCUAAAACGCUUUGGUCGCACCUGGCGAUCCUUACACAGCUAACCCUGUUGACUGAACAUAACUUGGUGAUGGAUCCAAACCAGAAAACCUGUAUAUUUAUCCUAGAAAUAAUGGGCUAUAACUUGUAAACCUGUGUUAUUGGGCUUAGUGUAUAUAUUGUAUGAUUAAUGUGUGAGUAUGUAUCCUGUCCAGGUAGCUAUAUAUAUAGCUGUGUAGUCUGUUAUCAUUGUAAACGGUUAAUGACUGGAUGGUAGUAGUAGAUCAGUACUAUUUGUAACUUAUUUAUUUUUGUUAUCAGCUCCAAAGUGGAAAGGUCAUUUUAUGCAAGAAAAAAUAUAAACCAAUGUUUAUUUUGUUGUGAUGUUGGUUAUCGUGAAUUUGUUUUUUUACAACAGUUGUUUUGGCACUAAGAAAACACUCUCAUCAAUUAUUAAUGGAGAAAUAUUGUUAAACAUGUUUUAAUUUUCAUGCUAAUAAAUAAAUUGAUGAAGAGUCCAAAAUCAAUAGAAGUAAUGAAGUGAGGUUGGGUGUACAACAUUGUCUACUGGUGUGAAAUCUUGCAGUAAAUGACCUCUGCACAUUAAGCUGACUGUAUUUUAGUUUAUAUAAAAGUUUGAAGGUUUUUAACUCACAAUCUCACAUUUGUAGAUGUUUUUACUGUGUGAACUUUCUUGAUUAUUAAUAAAGUGUACUGGUUCUCUAUCAGUAAGCUUAAACUUAUAAUUUUCUUUCUUGGGUUAUAUAUUAUAUAUAUAAACAAUCGGGGGAGCUGUCACUCCGUCCCAUUGGAGAUGUCACCCCAGUAACACCCAGGGGAGCAAGUAACAGAUGUUCGCACCACGAUCACAGGUUGCGGAAACGUCUGAUUUUACAUUUCUCAACAAAAUGUAUUUAAUCAUCUGUGUGCUUUCCUGCGUGCUUACUCUUGUUUUAAUUAUACUUCUCUUCUAUUGUUGAUUUAUUUAAUUUGACCUGACCAGGGUCAUGCUGUCCAAGCGACUGUGAUAUAUAUAUUUUGUUUGUCCUUGAUUGUACGAUCAUUAAUGUUUCUUCCUCUCACUUCUCUGUGUAUCGUUCCUGCCCAGUAGAGCUCAUCCUGGCCUCAGUAUAUAUGAGGUUUUCCUCUAACUUCUCUGUGUAUCGUUACUGCCCGGUAGAGCACAUCCUGGCCUCGGUAUAUAUGAGGUCUUCCCCUCCUUCUCUGUGUAUCGUUACUGCCCGGUAGAGCACAUCCUGGCCUCAGUAUAUAUGAGGUCUUCCUCUCACUUCUCUGUGUAUCGUUCCUGCCCAGUAGAGCACAUUCUUGCCUCGGUAUAUAUGUGAGGUUUCAAUCAGGACAUCAGAAAUUUGUUGAUGUAUUUGUGUGGAAUCGUUCAUGGAUGGAUAUGUGAGUACUAAUACAAAUUUGAAUAACUUAUAAGGAUUAUGAAUAUUAAAAAAGUGCUAUGAUAAAGAUAUAGUAUAUCAAAGUGACCGUUGAGACAAAGAUUUAAGAUCCAUUUCUUUGACCAUUUUUGUAUGUUUGGCGUGAUUGUCCAGUGGUUACUUGUAUGAGCUGCUGUAAAGGAUGCGUGACAGUGUUACCAUUGAUGUUUCGACUCUUGUUUCAGACCCGGUAUAUUAAACGCUGGUAGUUGAUGGAGGACAUGUAAAAUUGUUGAUCAUGAACUUUAUAACACCUCAGUGAUGUCGGGAGUCGGCCGUUACCGGUCCAGUGAACACCAACCAUUCAUAUCAACCAUCCCAACAUUCCAUACAGCGUCAUUAACAGUGUAUAUGACAUCAUUGAUCGUUACAAAAGGAUUGUUGAUGGUGAAUGUUUUAUUUGUUUUAAAUGAUUAUUUAUCAAUAUUGUAGUGAUUUUAACUCUGUCCUACUUGUUUAAACCCGUUUCUAACCCUUUCCUUACUUUGGACCGACGUACCCCGAAAUGUUUGGCCUACCCUUGUUUCUACGCUGCUCUCCUUACUUUGACCUGGUAUGUUAAAAACCCUGUCAACUUCCAAAUUGUUGACAGGGCAGUGAAAAUCUACAUGAGGCCAAAUUCAUGUUGAAAUUUGUGUCUAUGGAAACCUUAAUGAGUAAAUUUUCUCAGAAUCAUUUGUCUAGUUUUUCAUCAUUGAUUAUCAUCGAGCCAGUUUUUGUUAUAGGGUUUGGGUGUUUUUUCCUCAGCCUUUGUGCUUCAGGGCCAUGAAAUCAUGAGUAAUCGUCUAUAUCUACAUAUCUGCUGUGACACUGGUGAUAAGAGGACUGUUUUAAUAGCUAAUGAGAAUAUAUUUCAUACUCGUAUUAUUAUAGAUAUAUUUAUUUUUUCAAUGUUGAGUUUACAUGUUGAAGUAGAAAAUGCAGACAUCAUCUGUCCGUCCAACUCAUUAUUUUAUUUCUUAAUGUCUUAGUCAUCAUUCAUUGUGAUAUAUCAAAUGGUAUUUUUUGUAAUAUUAACAGGGAUAAACCUAUUUUAGGGAAAUUAUUAUUAUAUGGUUUGUGUGUGAUAUUUUGUAGGUAUUUUUAGAUAAAAACAAUGGGUUAAUGAAUUUGUCUGUGAACCACCUUGCGAGUGUCUGAUAUGACAAGGAUCAAAUAUCUUUACAGAUAGUACGAUCUUAAACCUAACAGAAGAAAGAAUUUAUUUUCAUCCCAAAGAUAGAAGUUGUAAUGCUGAAGGAGCACUGUGUUGACCAUGUUAGAUAUAUAUUACCCAUUGAUACCACUGUAUAUUAUUGUAGGUUUUAUACAGUAAUAAAAUCUAUUUACCAUGA
Mizuhopecten yessoensis (Yesso scallop) is the source of this 4623-nucleotide messenger RNA. Its product is annotated as mitochondria-eating protein-like. NCBI's taxonomy places the organism in Eukaryota, Metazoa, Mollusca, Bivalvia, Pectinida, Pectinidae. The record is from RefSeq and is a predicted model, not a curated record. Bases 58 to 1785 code for a protein of 575 amino acids. The transcript has 11 exons. Gene Ontology annotation, biological process: mitophagy by internal vacuole formation; mitochondrial protein catabolic process. Gene Ontology annotation, cellular component: mitochondrial outer membrane.